CGAUUCACGAUUCAGCGCCGCCGAACCAGAACCCAGCCCCCCGACCUUCUUCUUCGAUCUGCUCCAUUGUCUCCUUCCCGACCGGCAACGACCCAGCAACAUCGGCAACUCAAGGGCACGGCGAGACUGGACAGCAGCGUUUUCCGGCGACCUCGGUCGUGGCAACUCCCAUCGGCUCCGGUGAUGCGUAGGGACGGCAGUGGCGAACGACCUCCCGCGGUGAUGAUGUCCCCCGGCCACUUCCCUGUCUCCUCCAGUUUGGGUUGAAGCGGCGACCAGUACGCGAGAUGGCGAGUCCCUCCCUGUCCAGUGACAGCCUCUGUGCCGGCAACUGCCUCUGUUCCGGCAACUGGUACAUGGCGACGGUACUCCGGCAAUUCUCGUGGGCGGCAGCAGCAAAUAAGUCCGGCGACACCCCUGUUCCAUCGACCAUGGACAGCAAAGGACGAGGCCGAGCAACAGUGGCAAUAGGUCCAGAUGAUCUUGCUGAGGCUUUCCUUUAUGCCUCAUCGUCUGAAGAAUUGUGGAACGAAUUGGAAGAGAGAUUUGGACAGAGCAAUGGUCCCUUAAUAUAUCAGAUUGAGAAGAAGAUUGCAGAUCUUCAACAGAACAAUGAUUCUGUUGGAGCGUACUUCACCAAACUCAAGAAGCUUUGGGAUGAAAUGGCCACUGUGAAUGAACCACCAACUUGUCAAUGUGGUGGCUGUACCUGUGAUGCCAAGAGAAAGGCCAAUGAAGCUGAUCAGAAGAGAAAACUGGUUAAGUUCCUCAUGGGACUGAAUGAUGGUUUUGAUGUGGUGAGAGGACAGAUCCUGUUGCUAGAACCUUUUCCAUCUGUCAGUAAAGCCUGUAGCCUUGUUCAACAGGUUGAACGACAGAAAACCAUCACAGGAGCACACACCAUUGGGGCAGAAAUGGCCGCUUAUGUCAAUGGCAAUGAUAUAGAUGGACAGAGCAGUGCUAUGUAUGCUGGAAAGACUAAUAAUCAGAGACAACCUUUCUUCAGCAAACCAGAUCCAAGGAAGAAUAAAGGAAUCUGCACUUACUGUAAAGGAAUUGGACAUGUUAAGGAACAAUGUUUUAAGCUGAUAGGCUAUCCUGAUUGGUUCAAGGGAAACAAAGGCAAGAAGGGUCAAAGUUCUUAUGGGGGUAACAAGUUUGCUGGAAAUGCCAUGUUGCAGAGCCAAAGUGACUGUAUGGAGACGCCACUUGAAGUCCUGGAUGCAGAAGAUGAAGGACACAGUUUUCAGGCAAAUUCUGCACUUGUUAAGAACUUGGCUCAAGAAGUUAUGAAGAUGAUGAAUGAGAGAGGCAACUCAAAGCAAUCAGAUACUCAUUCCCUCAACACCUAUGCACACUUUGCAGGUAAACACAAAUCUAUGGCUUCUACUGUCUUAAACUUGAAUGAUGCUGCAGCAUGUUGUGUGGACAUGGGAUCAAGAAGUGAUGGUCUGUACAAGCUGAAGGUCAACCAUAGUCCUCAAGUUGAUCUUGAUGCACAUGUCCUGGCAGCAAAGUCAUGUAAAUUUGAGCUUCUACAUGCUAGACUAGGUCAUAGUUCCUUGUCUAAGAUGAAACACAUAUCAGAGUAUUCAGAACUGCCUCUACCUGUCCCAUCCAGCAUGGACUGUGAUUACAGCCCCAUCCUUGAAGGCAACACAGAUACUAAUCCCACUCUCAUGCCACUUGAGAACCAAAAUAUCCAUACACUGGAGGCUGAAAACACUUCUGGAUCAAAUGUUUGUCCAGACCAAUCCUUGGAGAACAGAAGACACUCAACUAGAACCAGGCAACAACCCACAUGGAUGAAGGACUACAUUUUUCCAAAAAGAGGGGAGCAAUCAUCUAAUAUCUCCUCUCAACCUUACAGUUUUCAUGCUGGCACAAAGGGUAUGAUCACAGUCCUCCCAAACUACCAUUCCACAGCAUUUCAAGCUUCACUCAAGAAGGCUAUUGUGGCUAUGGAUAAUGAUGUGGAUCUGGGCAGCAAGGUGAAUAAACUUUGACGGUGAAAUCCGAGUGAUUUCCCUGGAAUAAAUCGUGGUGAGUACG
Molecule: messenger RNA, 2052 nt
Organism: Cuscuta campestris
Lineage: Eukaryota; Viridiplantae; Streptophyta; Magnoliopsida; Solanales; Convolvulaceae
Source: the annotation of a GenBank genome assembly